This is a messenger RNA of Eutrema salsugineum, 1872 nucleotides long. RefSeq names its product pyridoxine/pyridoxamine 5'-phosphate oxidase 1, chloroplastic. NCBI's taxonomy places the organism in Eukaryota, Viridiplantae, Streptophyta, Magnoliopsida, Brassicales, Brassicaceae. Gene Ontology annotation, cellular component: mitochondrion. Gene Ontology annotation, biological process: pyridoxine biosynthetic process. The transcript is spliced from 13 exons. Gene Ontology annotation, molecular function: pyridoxamine phosphate oxidase activity; NAD(P)HX epimerase activity; FMN binding. The record is from RefSeq and is a predicted model, not a curated record. Bases 23 to 1624 code for a protein of 533 amino acids.
AUGAUUGUUUUGUUGUGGCUAAAUGAGGUCUGUGAUGCGUAGAGUCACAACAAUGACAUCCUCCUUCUUCCUCCAAUCACCACCACUCCCAAUUUCUCACAAACCUCUUCUCUCUCCAAUUCCAAAACAAUACUGUCUCUCCUCUUUUCUUCCUUUACCCACACAGCGAUUUCUCACUGCUACCCACGGCUCUCGUCUACAGACUUUCUCUACCAAAUCAGAACCAAACAUGCAGGAUUCAGGAUCAGUGUCUUACCUUACGCAGCGUGAAGCCGCCGAGAUUGAUGAGACCUUGAUGGGUCCUCUCGGCUUUACCGUUGAUCAGCUCAUGGAAUUAGCUGGUCUUAGCGUCGCAACUUCAAUUGCUGAGGUUUAUAAACCGACAGAAUAUAGCCGUGUUCUCGCAAUCUGUGGUCCUGGAAACAAUGGUGGUGAUGGUCUUGUGGCGGCAAGGCAUCUUCACCACUUUGGAUAUAAACCGUCUAUCUGUUAUCCUAAACGUACAGACAAAUCACUUUAUACUGGACUGGUCACUCAGUUGGAGUCACUUUCAAUCCCUUUUGUUUCUGUCGAUGAUCUGCCGGAGGACUUGUCAAAGGACUUUGAUGUUAUCAUAGAUGCAAUUUUCGGGUUUUCGUUUCAUGGUGCUCCAAGGCCUCCGUUUGAUGACCUUAUCCGGAGAUUAGUGUCCUUGCAAAACUCUGAGAAAACGCUCCAAAAACACCCUGUCAUUGCCUCUGUGGAUAUCCCUUCUGGAUGGCACGUUGAAGAAGGAGACCAUGAAGGUGAAGGAAUUAAGCCUGAUAUGUUGGUAUCUUUGACUGCCCCAAAAUUAUGUGCGAAGAGAUUUUGUGGCCCUCAUCACUUUUUAGGUGGCAGAUUUGUACCACCUCAAGUUGCAGAAAAAUAUAAGCUCGAGCUUCCUAGUUACCCUGGGACAUCGAUGUGUGUUAGAAUUGGUAAACCUCCAAAAGUUGACAUAUCUGCUAUGAGAGUGAACUAUGUCUCUCCAGAACUGCUCGAGGACCAGGUUGAAAGUGAUCCUACUUUACAGUUCCGUAAGUGGUUUGAUGAAGCAGUUGCUGCUGGACUUAGAGAAACAAAUGCUAUGGCUUUGUCUACGACGAACAAGGACAGAAAACCAUCAUCAAGAAUGGUUUUACUAAAAGGCUUUGAUGAGAAUGGAUUUGUCUGGUUUACUAACUAUGAAAGCAAAAAGGGUAUUGAUUUAACAGAGAAUCCUUGUGCAGCACUUCUUUUUUACUGGGAAAGUUUGAACCGGCAGGUACGAAUUGAAGGACCAGUUGAGAGAAUAUCUGAGGCAGAAUCCGAGAAUUACUAUCAUAGUCGUCCUAGAGGAAGCCAGAUCGGAGCUAUUGUUAGCAAGCAGAGUUCUGUAGUACCUGGGAGGCAUGUUCUAUACGAUGAGUAUGAACAACUGACCAAAAAAUAUUCAGAUGGAAGUUUGAUACCAAAGCCGAAAAACUGGGGAGGAUUCAGACUUAAACCAAACCUGUUUGAGUUUUGGCAGGGACAACCAUCUCGUUUGCAUGACAGGCUACAGUAUUCUCUGCAUGACUUAAACGGGAAUCCUGCCUGGAGAAUUCAUAGAUUGGCCCCUUGAAUUGUACUCACCUACUUCUUCUCUUGAAGAAGAAGGCUAUUUGGGUUUCAUAUCAACCACUACACAGUGAGAAUAAGUUUUAAUAAGUAUAUACAGAUACAAAAUAUGUAUAUAUAGCCUUGUAGUGAUUUUAUUUCCAAAAUGUACGAGAAACAAACAGAUACGAGCAUUCUAUUUAAUUUUUCUUUAUGAUUGUUGUAGAUACAGAGAAUAUCAUUAUCAUAUCAAAUAAGGUUUCAAUUAUCAUU